GCCACCCCGAGUGACGGCUGCCGGGUGGGUGCUGAGAGAUCCCCGGCCCCGAGUCAGCGACGCCGGGGGCUGCUGCCAUGCCCCAGGCUGCCCGGCUGGCACAGCAGGUGUUGCCGCGGGGGAAACAGGCCCCUCGCCUGGGUCCGUUGGCCCUGGGCCGGCCUCUGUGAAGCGGGCACCUCCACUGGGCCCCCUGGGCAGGCUCCAUGGCCUUUUCUGAACUCCUGGACCGAGUGGGCGGUCUGGGCAGGUUCCAGGUUCUCCAGACGGUAGCCCUGGUGGUCCCCAUCGUGUGGCUCACCACUCACAACAUAGUGGAGAACUUCUCGGCCGCCGUGCCCAGCCAUCGCUGCUGGGUGCCCCUCCUGGACAACAGGACUGCCCAGGCCAGUGCCCCCGGCGCCCUGGGCCCUGAGGCCCUCCUGACCGUCUCCAUCCCACCGGGCCCCAACCAGGGGCCCCACCAGUGUCGCCGCUUCCGCCACCCACAGUGGCAGUUCCUGGACCCCAACACCACAGCCACCAACUGGAGCAAGGCCGCCACGGAGCCAUGCGUGGACGGCUGGGUCUACGACCUCAGCAUCUUCACCUCCACCAUCGUGGCUGAGUGGGACCUGGUGUGCGACUCGCAGGCCCUGAAGCCCGUGUCCCAGUCCAUCUACUUGGCUGGGAUCCUCGUGGGAGCUGCCGUGUGUGGGCAAGUCUCCGACAGGCUUGGGCGCAGGCCGCUGCUGACCUGGAGCUACCUUCAGAUGGCCGUGUUGGGCACCGCUGCCGCCUUCGCUCCCACGUUCCCUGUGUACUGCCUGUUCCGCUUCCUGGUGGCCUUUGCCACGGCGAGCGUCAUGAUGAACACUGCCACCCUCGUAGGCGCCCCCGAGCCGGGGCCGUUGAUGGAGUGGACAUCGAUGCAGGCCUGAGCCUCGACAGUGACUUUGAAUGCCCUGGGCUUCAGCUUCGGCCAGGUCCUCGUGGCCCCCGUGGCCUGCGGUGUGCGUGAUAGGGUGCCGCUGCAGCUGGUGCUGUCUGCCCCCUUCUUCCUCUGCUUUGUGUACUCCUGGUGGAUGGCUAAGUGUGCACGAUGGCUGCUCACAGGCAGGCUGGAGCAGGGCCUGCGGGAGCUGCAGAGGGUUGUUGCCAUCAAGGGGAAGAGGGCAGCGGGGGACGCGCUGACGCCGAAGUGAGGCGAGGUCUUGCUCUCAGCCAUGCAGGAGGAGCUGAGCGCCAGCCAGGGUCCUGCCAGCCUGGGCACCCUGCUCUGCACGCCUGGACUGGGCCUCGGGAUCUGUGUCUCCACUCUGUGCUGGUUCAGCACAGGCUUCACCUUCUACGGCCUGGCCCUGGCCCUGCAGGCCCUGGGCGGCGAUGUCUUCCUGCUCCAGUUCUUCAUCGGGGUUGUGGACAUCCUGGCCAAGAUCGGCACCCUGCUGCUGCUGAGCCAUCUGGGCUACAGACCCGUGCAGGCGGCGUCACUGGUGCUGGCAAGGCUUUGCAUCCUGGCCAACAUGCUGGUGCCCCACGAGCUAUGGGACCUGCGCUCAGCCCUGGCCGCGCUGGGGCUCGGCGGGGUGGGGUCUGCCUACACCUGCACCAUCGUCUACACUGGCGAGCUCUUCCCCACCAUGCUCAGGAUGACCGCAGUGGGGCUGGGCCAGGUGGCGGGCCGAAUGGGAGGCAUCCCGGGGCCUCUGGUCCGGCUGCUGGCUGUACAGAGCCCCUCGCUGCCCCUGCUGUUGUACGGGCUGGUGUCGGUGCUCAGCGGCCUGGCUGCCCUGCUGCUGCCGGAGACUCAGAACCUGCCGCUGCCUGACACCAUCCAAGACGUGCAGAACCAGGCGGUGAAGAAGGCGACAUGCAACACCCGGAGGCACCCUGUCCUGAAAUCCACCCAUUUUUAAGCCUCCUGGGAAGCCUGCAAUGGAACCAUGGGAAGAAGCUUCCCUCCUCUCCAGAAGGUAGAAGGAGAGCAAAGGCCUCGAUUUCCAGAGGGCCCCAGGGCUGCCUCUCCAGCCCAGCCCAGCCUCUCUCACUGUCUGAGGAGCCACCUUCAACACACAAGGGGCAAAGGAUGCUUUGAUUGGCAGGAGGCUGCCUGGUGUGCAGUCACCCAACCCUCCCUCUGGCUACAAACAGGAGAGGGGACAGGUUUGGGGGAGGGACUGGCCUGUCGACCCCAUGCUCCCCUCCUUGCGGCUCCCUGCCCCGGAGCUCAGAGGCUGCCAUCACCCACGGUCAAAACUGCCCCAGCUUCUCGCUCUACUUCAAAGGCUCCGUACCAGCGAUGGAGUCUCGGCUCCUCAGCUUCACCCCAAAGGCGGCUCAGACCUCUCUCCACCCCUCUCUACACUCCAGCCACAUGGUCACUCCUGCCCAGCCAUGUCUUCUGCCAGGAAUCACCCUGCCACCUUCCCUUCCUGACAAACUCCCACUCAGCCUCCCAGACGCAGGGCAGUGGUCUCCUCCCAGGGGCCCAGGUCCCAGCCUGAGGCCCUAGUGAAAUGCUGACCCACCACUGGGCCACACACCCUUCCCCCACCCGCCAGCCCAUGAGUUCCCAGAGGGUUGGGGUGGUCCGCUUCCCCCAUGUCCCCAGCUCCCGGGCCAGAGGGGCAUCGGCACAAGGGAGAUGAGACAAUGAAUAAAGGAACUGCCCCUCACUGACUCUGGUGAUGAGCCCCGAGGGUCUGCUUGGGUUGAGGAGUCCCCACCGAGGUGGCCCUUUCCUAGGCCAGCUUUCCUGCCCCGAGUGCCAGGCGGCAAUGGUGGCCCUUUCCAGCCCCUGUUGGGGGUCAGGCCCUGUGCUGGACACGUCAAGGCAACAUCUCAGUUCAUCUGUCCCUAAAUCCUUCAAGGUAGAUGGGCCCCAUUUUACGGAUGGGGAAACUGAGGCUCAGAGAAACUGACCACUCGUGACACAGCUAGGAGGGGCAGAAUCAGGGCUGUAGGUCUCCAGAGCCCAGCUCUGGCCACAGAACCCCAACCUGCCCUCAGGCCUCACAAUCCAGGGCAGGGACCUCCCCUUCAGAACCAGCCGGGACCCCACAGGGUUCACUGGCACCCCUCAUGGGGAAACUGAGGGCAAGGGCUCAGGCAGAAAGGGGUGGACCAGAGUUCCCCCACCCCGGGUGACACAGACUUGGGGGCAGCAGGAGCUGUGUGCUGCCCAGUGGGGUCCCUACCUGCUCCUCUCUGCUGAGCCUCCCCGGAGCUCUGCUCAGGUGGUCUCUGGUCCACCUGUGCCUGUGUCACUUCUUCCAGGCACCUCCGUGGCGGGCUGUGCCCCUCCACAUACACACAUACGCUCAUCAGUGAUGUGUACACAUGUGCAUGCACACACACGAACAGGUCAAUGGGAACCAGAAAGUGGCUCCUUGCUUCUGGGAAAUGGGGUCACUCCCUGGCCGGGUCUUACCAGCUGCAGCCCCUGGGCAUCUGGGGGGGGUCACAUCUUUCAGCCAUCCGCCUGUGGCCGCCCCUCAGUGAAGAUCACCAGGACAAAGGGGUGGGGGCAGGGAUUAUGUUUGUAAAGAUGCCCGAAGGCGAGGUUGUCCCAGCUGGCCGUGGACUUCGUCUUGCCUGUCUGCUGCCCAGCUGCCUUCCUUUCCCUUGCUCAGCACUCUUGGGGCCCCAGGGUGUCCAGAAGCUUCCAGAAGACAGAACCUAGGACUGGUGGGAGACGGCUCCUCCUGUCCCCUGGGGUGUCCUCCAGCUCACCAAGUGGUCAGAGCUGUCCCUCGGCCCACAAUCAGAGUGGUCCUGCUCCUGGUCCCUCCAGGUGGUCAUGGUCUUCCACACCCCAGGGCCUACUUGCGUCCAAACUGUCACCCCUCACUUAACGGGACCUGGAAGCUGAGAGGUCCCAGGGCCCUGCCUCUCUGGGGCUGCUGGGGAGUGACUGUCAUCACCGUGGCCAAGUGGGCGCCCUGCACAGGGAGAAGGGGCCUCCCCAGCAGCAGCUGUGGGUGCUCCAGCUGGGUGUGCCACCCAAAUGGCAGGCUUCUGCUUGGGACAUGCUCUGUCCUCUGAGGCUCACCAGAGGGGGCUCCUGACCCCAGAAGCCGCUGGGGCACCCCGCACUGGAGGAGCCAAGGGAACUCGGUGUGGGAAAGAAGAGCCCGUCAACCACAUUGAGGUAGAGGCCUCAGGCAGUGAGGACAGGAAAGUGGCUCAGGACCACUUGACCAUUCUCCUGCCUCCAGCCAGGGCCGCAGCUCACCCAGGACAGGGUGUGUAGAGGGGCAGUGCGGGGUACCACGGGCUCCCUAUGUACCCUCAGGAGAGGGCUGAGCUCCCAUGAGAGCCCCAGCACUGGCUGAGCUCGUGCCCUCUCCCUUGGGGGUUUGCAUGGCCAGGGCACGUCUUCGAGGUCAAAGGCAUCAACCAGAUUUUCACUGCAAGUUUCUUCUCCAACCCCUGUCCUUGGUCCCCAACCCCAGGUGGAAUCUCCUGACACAUCCUUGCAUGUAUCAACUGUCAGGGAGCGGGGUGCUUGAAAUUUCAGCCACCCCCAGAGGCUGGUUGGACUCUCCUGGGGGGUCACCGCCAGGCCAGCCAGAUGCCAAGCAGCCCCAGCUCAGGUCCAGAUACUAAGUUCAACAUCAGAUGCACAGGACGAAGGAGCUGAGACCAAGGUGACCAUCUCUUAAAGAUGGGUAAACUGAGUCAAUGGCAGAGUCCGGGAAUCUUUCCUCUUAAACCAAGCCCUUGAGUGACGGGAGCUCUUCUCCUCCUUCUGCAGAGAGGAGAACACGCAGAGCCACAGCCACACGGCAAUGAGCAAGACUGGGGCCCAGCCUUCCAACCCCUGCACUGUCCCUCUUUCUGGCCCCCUACUCUGACAGACUGGCCAUCCUAGAAAUUUCUGGAGUAAGGAUGUUCCCUUCGUGACACCAAGGAACUCCUGCCUGCCUGUCUCUGUUUUCCUUGGCUAGUGGUGAUGGGGGCAGGGGAACCCAAAUAAGUCUCCACCCCUCAGACAGACAGCAGCAGCAGCAGACCGAAGGGCACGACCAUCGCCAGCACAAGGACAAUCCUGGCGAGACUAGCCCAGCUCAGGGCCUCCCCCAGGCUUCUACGGGGGUCAGAGCUGACCUCAGUGAUGCCGACCUCAGGCUCCAAGACUGAGCAGCAGGGGCCAAGCAGGGCCCUCGCCUCCCCCAGGUGGCUGGUUCAGGAGGGCAAGGAGAGGCCAAGCCAUGGAAAUCCAUAUAGGGGCUGCUGGGGGACCGGUCUCUCACCCAUGAUAGGACUCUGGGGGAGGACACUUAAGGGCCUCUGGGGGCACACCCCAUGGUGGGGAGGGUCCCAAGACAAAAGCAUUAUCCCAGGAUGGAGGAAAGGAGAGGGAGAUGAGGCCCACCUGGGCGGGGCUCCUGCAGGCAUCGAGCCCAAGGGCCCUGGGAGGUGUCCAGGCCUAAACAUGGACCAGGUUAGUGAACUGGGAAAUGCCGCAAGAAUGAGCCACCCUUAGAUGGCAGCUCAGGAAGCAGAAUCGGGCGGUGAAGGGUGAUGACAAGCCAAGGGCGCGAGAGAGCAGAGGCAGGAAGGGGAGGCAAGAUCUACCAAGCAGAAGACAGAGGAGACCUGAGUGACAGAAGCGUGGCUGAGUCGCGUCUCAUGCGUCCAGCAGCAUGGGGGAUCCACCACCACCACAUGGCCAGGCAGACCCGCCCACACUCUGCUCUCCCAGGACACGUGCACACUUGGUCCUCAAGUACAACCCCCACCUGGAGUCUGCUCCUUGCAGCUGAGAGCCUUGACCCAUACAGACCUGUCUCUCAGCGGGUCUGGGAUGUGGGCCUGUCUAGCAUCUUCAAGAAGGAGCAAACCCUGGGGAGGACGCGAACCAGCUCUACGUCCACCUGCAGUGUCAGGAGCCGCCCACAGUCAGCCAGAGUGGAUGGGGGGGAGGGGUCUAACCCCUAGAGAUGCAGAAGGAGCAGAGACUCUGAAAUCAGGCAGAACUGGGGCCAAAUGUGGACUCAGCCACCGAUUGCCUUGAGACCUUGGACUUGCCACUGAAGCUCCUGUCAUCCGGGCAUAACCCUGCUUCCCCUGAGGGCUGCGGCAAGGCCAGCACCCUGCACACGCAGCCCCAGGAGGUGCAGGCCCUCCUUAGCCACUAGGGCGCAACACGACGCUCCUGCCUCCGGUCAUACUCCGCGCCCUGAAAAGCCAAGGUCAUUGCCCACAAACCUGGGGGCUGUUUCCUGCCCCCAUCCUCAGCCCAGCGGGGACACUGGCGUUAGACAAAGCCAAGCCGCCCAACGAGCCCAAAGCCAUGCUCAACCCAAAGCUUUGGGGGCUACUUACCAGCUCUCCUGGGACCCAGUUUGGGCCCAGACCUCAGUUCAGCGCCAGGGCCAAUGUCCUAACAAGCACCCGCCCGGAACAAACGGCACAGGACCAUCGGAUUUGGAAAGUUUUUGUUUUCUUUUCCCACACAUUUCCGGGGUUGGGGUGUUUUCCAAGACUCAGACACAUUUGUUAACAAAGAGAGAGAAAAAAAAAAAAA
Messenger RNA from Equus caballus (horse), 6514 nucleotides. RefSeq names its product solute carrier family 22 member 12 (gene SLC22A12). NCBI's taxonomy places the organism in Eukaryota, Metazoa, Chordata, Mammalia, Perissodactyla, Equidae. Gene Ontology annotation, biological process: transmembrane transport. Gene Ontology annotation, molecular function: transmembrane transporter activity. The record is from RefSeq and is a predicted model, not a curated record.